AUGUCUUGGAGACCUACUGGUUUUUUUGAGGAUCCGAGCGGCAUUGUUUUUAGUGGGUUUCCACGUUGCUAUACAGAGGAACAUAUCGCAGAUGUCAUGGAGUCUUUUGGACCCUUAAAAGCUUUCUGUUUGCGAAUAGACAGUGAAACUGGAAACCCAACUGGAUAUGGAUUAUGUGUUUAUCAAGAUCCUUCAGUAACAGAUAUUGCAUGUGCUGCUCUAAACGGGGCAAAGUUUGGCGAUAGCGUUAACACGCUUGCGGUAAGUCGUACGGUUAAUCUUGGGAAUCGACCUAAAACGGAGCAACUUGAGGUUUUAGAGCACUGUGUUUUUGUUGGUGAGCUUCCUUGUUACUUAACAGAGGCAGAUAUCAUGGAUCUCUUGGAGUCUUUUGGGCCCCUAAGAGGAUUCAACUUGGUUAAAGAAAGAGAAACAGGAAACUCCAAGGGAUAUGCAUUAUGUGUUUACCAAGAUCCUUCAGUAACAGAUAUUGCAUGUGCUGCUCAAAACGGGAUUAAGACUGGUGAUAAAACGCUUGCGGUUAGGCGUGCCGUCGAUUCCGAGCAAGAACUUCAAAUUGCUUUGCAGAGGCUUGCGAUAUAA
Molecule: messenger RNA, 603 nt
Organism: Eutrema salsugineum
Lineage: Eukaryota; Viridiplantae; Streptophyta; Magnoliopsida; Brassicales; Brassicaceae
Product: splicing factor U2af large subunit B-like
Exons: 1
Coding region: 1-603 (200 amino acids)
Cellular component (GO): nuclear speck; U2AF complex; U2-type prespliceosome
Molecular function (GO): poly-pyrimidine tract binding; pre-mRNA 3'-splice site binding
Source: RefSeq, a predicted model, not a curated record